GAGUGAAAGUGGCGUUGCUCUCUGCCAGACAGGACACCUGUGUGUGUGUAUUUAUAGUGAGCCCGACGGGUGGGCUCCCCUCCACACUGGGGGCACAGACUAUCAGGCAAAAGGACGAGGUUUUGCUGCAUCAUCUCCGUGUUUGCAGGGCUUGACUACAAUGGAAGAUGGUUUGCAGCACAGCCUUUCCUCUAUUAACACAGCCACUCAAGAGCCGAAACCAAACUGUAGUUCUGAGGCUUUCAAAGCCCAUCAGGAUCAACAAAGUCUUUCCUUAGGGCCAGAUGAUGAAUGUGAUAGCUCUGACAAAGACGUUUACCCACAUGCAACUCAGAACCAGCUGGAGUUCCAGGUAGGAAACGAGGCAGCGUCAAAUCAGGGUCCAGCUCCGGAUGGGGAGCAGGAUGAGCCGACCCAGGGCUCUGUGGACACAGAUCCCAACCUGUCAGCCAAUCAGUGUGAAGCUGAGGAAUCCGAUGGCAGUGUCCCGGAGCUGGUCGUCACUGAGGCAGAGGAGUCCCGUCGGCCAGCAGCAACUCUCCAGAGAUCAGAGAGACCUCCAGCCCUGGUGAUCCCUGCCGCCAUCAGCAUCACCACUCUGGGCAGCAGCGCUGACGGAGGAGACAUGAACUGCUGUGACCUCCUGUCUCCAAGGAGUGACUCUUUCUCAUUGACCGUUUCCAGGAGGAGCGAGGAGGACGAUACGAGGAGUGUAGCUGCUUCAUCCAUCAUGUCGCUGUUCCACAGAGUGCACAUGGAUCCUCUGGAGAAGGACUGGCUGAGGAGCUCGGCUCGGGGGAACAUGACUGCCCAGCGUCUGCUGCUUGCUCAGGAGCCCAGUCUCAUCUUGAAAAAGGACUUCAUCAAUUCUGGCGGUGUUGUAGAUGAGGCCGGGGUGUCUUUGGAUGUGGCCACGGGCCCCUUGUCUUACACUUAA
Molecule: messenger RNA, 937 nt
Organism: Cololabis saira (Pacific saury)
Lineage: Eukaryota; Metazoa; Chordata; Actinopteri; Beloniformes; Belonidae
Exons: 8
Coding region: 161-937 (258 amino acids)
Source: RefSeq, a predicted model, not a curated record